AUGCCACAAUGGGGAGGUGGUGGUGAAGUAUGCCCACGUUGUCAAAAAAACGGCAAUGGCAUUUUGACAUUAUCUAAUUACAAGGAUUUUUCUCAAGAUGUUUAUUGCAGAAGUUGUUAUCAGGACAAACUUCAUCCUCAUGAACGAAAUCGUAAACAAUUAGAAACAAAAUUUAGUAGACAACCUGGUGGUGGUGCUAGUUCAACACCAGCAGCAGCACCUGCUGGUGAAGAAGAAGAAUAA
Molecule: messenger RNA, 243 nt
Organism: Adineta steineri
Lineage: Eukaryota; Metazoa; Rotifera; Eurotatoria; Adinetida; Adinetidae
Source: the annotation of a GenBank genome assembly